AUGAGUUUAGUCCCACAUCGCUUGUGUGCCGAAGUUUCGGGUGAAUAUAUAAUAAUAUUAUACUUGCAAGUAAGUUCUUUUCUCCCACUUAUAUGA
Messenger RNA from Spirodela intermedia, 96 nucleotides. NCBI's taxonomy places the organism in Eukaryota, Viridiplantae, Streptophyta, Magnoliopsida, Alismatales, Araceae. The record is from the annotation of a GenBank genome assembly.